AUGCUAAUUUACAGUGACUGGGUCAAGGCUGGUUUACUUAAAUAUCAGAUAGGCUACUUUUUUAUUGGAAUCUACGGAUUUAACCUUGCCAUAAAUAUGGCAAUUGUGAUUUCUGAAACAUUAAAGAAUCUGUAUGUUAAAUUUUAAACUGUGUUGGCAAAACUAAGGUUCAAAAAAGUGCUCAAGAGAAAGAUUUUUAACAUAAAUAAUGAUUUCAAAUUGCGAAAAAUUUCUCUUUAAGGAACAGAAAGGGCUAGCAAGGAUUUAACAAUUUUAACAGUAGUCUAAGAGGGGUUUGAAGAUGAAAAUGAUGAUAUCAAUAUGAUUUAUACUCAGAGACCUUAAAAUAAAAAUCCAGUUUUUAUAAACCCUUCAAUUUCCUUUGAUGUUCUACAUAGAGUUAGUCCUAGUCCUAGAUCUAAAUCUAAAUUUCCAGAAAGUUUUUAAUAGCUAAUUGAGUAGAAAAUAGACUAGAAUUACAAUACGAAUGACUCAUAGUAAAAUGAGCUUUCUGAUACAAUGAAGAGUAAUCAGAGUAUGCUUUAUUAAUUGAGAUAGGAUAGACCAAACAUAUCAAUCGGAAAUUUGCAGUAGUAAAGAGAUUCAUACAAUAAUUCACCUGAAACCGAUAACACUUAAAGAAGUAGCGAUAAUGGUAGUAGAACUAAAUAAAAAUAGCCACAAACACCUACAUAAAACUAAUUAAUAUACUAAGGUGACACAAUAAUGCCUAAAAUCCAACCAAGGAAGUUGUCAAGUUUUAACAAAAAGUUCAACUACAUUUAGGAUAAAUCUUCUGUUAAUAAGCUUAAAGUUUAUGAUAGAAGGAUAAUGAAUAAUAGCUAGAUAGAUAAUAGACAAUCUAUAAGUAUGGAAGAGGUUUCAGACAAGUAAGCAUAUAAUCCAAGAUUUUAAUUCAUUAACUUUGAUCAUGAGGAUGAUAUAAUAAGUUGUGAUGGCUAGGAUCAAGAAGCAAUAAAUGUUAUUCAUAAGAAUAUUUUUGAUCCUGAAAAAUCAACAUUAGAUUAACAGCAAAGAAAUUAAAGAAAACUUUCUAAUAUUCUUCUCAGUCAAUAUUCCUAAAGAGCUAUUUUAUCAGUAUCAUCUCAAGUUGAUUACGAAUCAGACUAUGGCUCUCCAAGGUCUGUAAGGAAUUCUUCUGCUAAUAUAAGGGCUUAAACACCAAAGAAUUCAAAUACCAGGAAACCGCUAAAUUAGGCAUUUGAUACGGGAAAAAGAAGCAAAUUUGUAAAAAAUUAAGCACUAAAUAAAGAUCAGAUAAUUUAAAAUAACGACAAGUCAUUUUGA
Stylonychia lemnae is the source of this 1308-nucleotide messenger RNA. NCBI's taxonomy places the organism in Eukaryota, Ciliophora, Spirotrichea, Sporadotrichida, Oxytrichidae. The record is from the annotation of a GenBank genome assembly.